Molecule: messenger RNA, 1475 nt
Organism: Equus caballus (horse)
Lineage: Eukaryota; Metazoa; Chordata; Mammalia; Perissodactyla; Equidae
Gene: CRISP1
Product: cysteine rich secretory protein 1
Biological process (GO): binding of sperm to zona pellucida
Cellular component (GO): extracellular region
Source: RefSeq, marked validated
AUGAUUUGCAAUCUUCACAGGCUCUAGAUUUGUUCUGAUUACUAUGCGUUUGUGCCCUUUGCCUGCUGUAAAUUCCUGGAUGUCUUGUAAGCAUUUUCCUUGCACUGACUUCUUCAUAGAGCAAAUCUUUCCUGUAGGGGGCUGUUGCGAGGCAUUAGCACACUAUCUAGCCAAAGAUCUGGGUCUCAUCGGGACACUGAACUUUACAAAUUGUGUGAACUUGGAGAUGACAAUGAAACACUUCUUGUUUUUGGCUGCUGCUGCUGCUGGCUUCCUGCCUGUUGUGAUCAUAAGAGCUAAACCAGCUAGCGUUCCAUAUCAUACGCUUCUCACUGAGUUGGCAACUGUCCAAGAAGAAAUUGUUACUGUACAUAAUACUCUCAGAAGAGGAGUAGUUCCGCCAGCCAGCAACAUGCUGAAGAUGAAUUGGAGUGAAGAAGCUGCACAAAACGCCAGAAGGUUGUCCGCGCAGUGUGAAUUGAUAGAGAGCAAGGCAGUUGAGAGGAGAAUUACAAAUACCUUUUGUGGAGAAAAUAUGCAUCUGACAUCUUAUCCUAUCUCAUGGUCAAAUGUAAUUGGAAUCUGGUUCAGUGAGUCUAAAUAUUUCAAGUAUGGGCAAUGGAUAUCAACAGAUGAUGAAGUAAUAAUUGAGCAUUAUACUCAGCUUGUUUGGGCCACUUCUUACCUCAUUGGCUGUGGCAUAUCAUCAUGCUCCAAAAGAAGGUCAACUCAGUAUCUCUACGUUUGUCACUACUGUCAUGAGGGAAAUGAUCCCGACAAAAAGAACGUGCCUUAUAAUAUGGGAACUCCGUGUAAAGACUGUCCAAAUGACUGUGAAGAUAGACUUUGUACUAACCCCUGCCUCUACUAUGAUGAAUCCAAUAAGUGUAAGACACAAAAAGAAGCUCUUGGAUGUAGCCACUUGUCAGUUAAACUGUUCUGCAAAGCUACUUGUCUGUGUGACACUGAGAUAAAAUAACCUUUGUUAUUCGCAACUGUAAUGUGCUGUUGGGGAAACGUCUACUAGAUUAUAUCUUUUACUUUACUUGCUUCAGUAGCUUCUGCUGAAUUUCUUUUGGUUUUAAUUGCACUCAAAAUCCUAAUUUUCACUAAUCAUCUAUGGGCAUCAGAUAUUUACAUCAAUGCCCCCAACUUCUGUCCUGAUACAUCCUCAUGUAAAGUCUUAAACUUUCUUCCUGCUGGAGUGAAAGAUCCAUUUCAACACCUUUCUCAUCUUUAAAUGAUGUGCCUUGUCGUGCAUAAGUUGUCAUAACUCAACUGAUGGUAUGACGGGGCCCCUCAAGAACCACCUGUGCUGGGGGAGGGUCUUCCAUGUUUAACUCCUCCCUCUGCUCUCCUGUGUCUCCAGCCACCCUGAUAUUUGUCUUCCCUGCACAACUUAACAUGCACUAGCAAUUCUUCACUUCUUAACUUUGCUUCUAUUUUAGAUCAAUCAUUAAAAUAAUCCACAAAGC